Helianthus annuus (common sunflower) is the source of this 639-nucleotide messenger RNA. RefSeq names its product extensin-like. Bases 1 to 639 code for a protein of 212 amino acids. The transcript has a single exon. NCBI's taxonomy places the organism in Eukaryota, Viridiplantae, Streptophyta, Magnoliopsida, Asterales, Asteraceae. The record is from RefSeq and is a predicted model, not a curated record.
AUGCCACCAUCCGGAACUGAUCAACAUCCUAUAGAAUUAUCCAGCGACAUUGCAUCAUACGCAGGUUCACCAUAUCAAGGUCCUGAUGAAUGGGACCAAUAUUUUAACCAAUUUAGCUUUUAUCACACCCCCGAGCAUCCACCACCUACAUACCCACCUCCUCAAACUCCACCUCUUCCAAAAGAAGACGAACCAAAAUCCCCGGAUCAAUUCAAGGAGCAACAACAACCACAACAAAGGAAGAUCCAUACCGGCGUUCGAAUGUCGUUGCGUGCCAGAGAAUGGUCUAGUUCUCUUCCACCUCUCCCACCUUCAUAUCCAUCUAUACUAGAGGACCCACAAAUGGGUGGACGCUGCCACACAACUCCAGCAGUGGACCCAGCACCUGUGGGUUAUGACAACCCCAUUCCUACCUACCCAAACCCAACAGGGUUUGAUAUCCCUUACGCCGCAGCAGCAGCAGAUUAUGCUUACCCAGCUCCAUCCUAUGACCCAUAUUUACAGGCGGUCAUUCAAAAUGCACUUCACCCACCUCCUUUUCCUCCCACCUACCAAAAUCCUGGUUAUCCAAAUGCAGGAUACGAGUUCCGGUUGUGCCUCAACCACAACCACCUCAACCACCAGCUCUUCUCGAAGUAA